Molecule: messenger RNA, 948 nt
Organism: Closterium sp. NIES-65
Lineage: Eukaryota; Viridiplantae; Streptophyta; Zygnematophyceae; Desmidiales; Closteriaceae
Source: the annotation of a GenBank genome assembly
AUGCCGGGGGGCCAUGGCCAUAUCCGGGAGGUGGGUAAGGAGGGUAAGGCCAGCCAGCAUAGGGUGGAGGGUAGUGAGUGGGAGGGGCUGAAGGCGGAGGUGUGGGUGGAGGAGGAGUGGGAGUGGUGGGAGUGGAGGUGGAGGGGAGAAGAUGCUGAACUUGUUGAAGGAUACGGAGUGCCCAAGGAGGGCGUGAAUCCGCAGGAGGUGCUCAUCCGGCUGGCCCUACUGCACCUCAUUCGCAUCAAGGUGGCCGCGGCUGAGAGCACCCGGGAGAGGCUGCGGGAGAGGGUCAGGGCGAGGAGGCUGGCCAAAGGUGGGGGUGCAGAGGGAAGGGGUGUGGAAAAGAGGGGUGCAGACGCGAGUGGUGCAGAGCGUAGGGGUGCAGUGGCAGCAGCGGGAGAGGCAGCAACAAAAGAUGCAGCAGUAGCAGCAGUAGCAGCAGCAGCAGCAGCAGCAGCACCUUCUGGGAAAGAAGAGGCUGUCAGGAAGGCGGGAGAGGAAGUGUGCGGAGGCGCGGUGAGAGAAGGAAAAAGGGAUGGACCUUCAGAAAUGGAGGGCGUGACUUUGGCUGGUGGGGAAGGGGGUGAGAAGGGAGAGAGGGGGCGUGGAGGGGUGGUGGGGGAAGGGAAGGGGGAUGGACCUUCAGAAAUGGGGGGCGUGGAGGGAGAUGGGGAGGGGCAUGAGAAGCGGGAGGAGGGAAACAGUGAGCCGGGUGCGAAGGGUGAAGGAGAUACUGGAGAGGGAGAGACGGGAGAGGGAGAAGGUGGAAAGCAGGAGGGUGACAAGGAGGGUGACAUGAAGGAGGGUGACAAGAAGGAGGGUGACAAGAAGGAGCGAGAAGAGGAGGUUGAAAAGAAGGAGGGUGAAAAGAAGCAGGGUGACAAGGAGGGUGAAAAGGAAGAGGGGUUGGAAGAGGAGGAGGAAGCGGUGGAGCUGGCUCGCUAG